AGAGAGACUGCUCUAAACAGGAUCUCCCACAGGGUCCCGAGGAGUUCCAGCACCUCGCCCCAAAAUCAAAAUGAUGCUUCAACAUCCAGGCCAGGUCUCUGCCUCAGAAGUCAGCGCGACCGCCAUCGUCCCCUGCCUCUCACCUCCUGGGUCACUGGUGUUUGAGGAUUUUGCUAACCUGACACCUUUUGUCAAGGAAGAGCUGAGAUUCGCCAUCCAGAACAAGCACCUUUGCCAUCGGAUGUCCUCUGCGCUGGAGUCAGUCACCAUCAACAACAGACCUCUGGAGAUGUCAGUCACCAAGUCUGAGGUGGCCCCUGAAGAAGAUGAGAGAAAAAGGAGGCGGCGGGAAAGAAACAAAAUUGCUGCUGCCAAGUGUCGAAACAAGAAAAAAGAGAAGACAGAGUGCCUGCAGAAGGAGUCAGAGAAACUGGAGAGUGUGAAUGCCGAACUGAAGGCCCAGAUCGAGGAGCUGAAGAAUGAGAAGCAGCAUCUGAUUUACAUGCUCAACCUGCACCGGCCCACGUGUAUCGUCCGGGCUCAGAACGGGCGGACGCCGGAAGACGAGAGGAACCUUUUUAUCCAACAGAUAAAAGAAGGAACAUUGCAGAGCUAAGCAGAGGUGGCAUGGGGGCAAUUGGGGAGUCCUUACUGAAUCCUCCUUUUCCACCCCAAACCCUGAAGCCAUUGGAAAACUGGCUUCCUGUGCACUUCUAGAAUCUCAGCAGCCACGAGCUGUUGGGUCAGGAGGGCCUGCGGUGACUACUGCGUUGUCCCACUCUGUCCCCGAGUGAACCGUGGAGCAGGCAGGAGCAUCCUUUGUCUCACCGGCUCCAGGAUUUAGGCCUUACCAUCCCGGCCAUUCUCAGAUGACCUAGCUGGCCCCAGGCUGGGGUCCCAUGCAAAGCAGGAUCGCACUAAUGGGAUGCAGGCAGAAGUGUCUACCUUGACAGGUGGGGUGGGACCACGUCCUCCACUGCGGCUGACAACAUCCCUCCUAGGGAAGAUGGAGUGAGAACAUUCAUCAUUGAAGUUGUCCAAUGGCCAGGGUAUGCUUUCUAGAAACUAUGCUGUUCUGUCCUAGACUGACUGUGCAUAGGGCAUUCAUUUCUGAGCCUGGUGUUGUGCUAUUUAGAUGUUUGUCUUGCACAACAUUGGCGUGAUUUUUUUCCGGGAGUUUCAUCAGACCUGAUUUCCGAGAGUUUGGGGGUCUGCCACUGUGGACAAUAUCCCCCAAAAGUGUUUGGGUGGCCAUGUAAACUGGCUGAUGACCAGCUGUGCUACUCUGUGCUGACCGAGGACUGAUGCCUCCUUCCCCUGUACCCACUGCUGAGGAAGAACCCGGGCACAGCAGCUGUCCUUGGCUACAAACUGUUACAAUGUCACAGAACGAAGGCACAAAGUCCCGCUUUCAAAGGGCGUAGGACUCCACACUCAGUGACAGGGCAGGAAGAGCCAAGGAUUCUCCGUUUUCCCUUCCUUCCCACCAAAAACCACAGCCCGUGGAGACUGGUAUUUGAAGCCAGGAGUGGGGCAAGGAAGGUGUCUGCACUGUGGGAUGUUAACUGCGCUUUUGUCUUGAAGCUAUUUUGAGAUGCGGUCCAGAGUAUUUCAGCUGGGAGGUCCCUCCCACUGGCCACCAGGGCUCUGGCUACUGUUAAAAUUCUGAUGUUUCUGUGAAAUCCUCAGUGUUCAAUCCGACUCAGUAGUAUAUUACAGUUUUCUGUAAGAGAGAACGUUACUUAUUUAUCCCAGUAUUCCUAGCCUGUCAACGUAAUAAAAUAUCAGAAUGAGACCUGGUAAACCUUAGCGUGGCACUGGUUUCUGCUGAGUGUUGAAAUGGUGAUGAUGCCUUUCUGUCAUGGGGUGGUCAGCACUGAGUGUUUGGGGACGGAUGGCUUCCUUCGUUCAUGGGGAGACCACUAGGUAGGGCAGUUAGUAAUUCAUAUUUUAUGUGUAUGGGUAUUUUGUCUGCAUGUAUGUCUGUGUGCCACGUGCAUGCAGUGCCUGGGGAGGCCAGAAGAGGAGGGCAUUGGGUUCCCUGGAACUGGGGUUUCAGAGGGGUUGCAAGCUACCAUGUAGUUGCUGGGAACGGAACCCAGAUCUUCCCCGAGAGCACCAAGUACUGUUGUUAACUGCUGAUCCAUCUCACCACCUCCAUUUAUUUUUAUUUAUAAUCGUGUGUGUGUGUGUGUGUGUGUGUGUGUGUGUGUGUGUGUGUGUGUGUGUGGUGUACAUGAAUGCAGUUGCCCACAGAGACCAGAAGAGCUCUUAAAUACUGAGCCAGCUCUGCAGCCCAGGUGGGUGACUUCCCACUCCGUGCCUCUCAUUGACAAACCCCGAAACAACGCUACAGGUGUGUCCUUCAAGCCACCUGUUUGGUGCUAAGAUAGAUUUUCGUUUGCUUUGAGUCAGGGUCUCAGUAUGUAGCCCUAGGUGACCUGGAACAGAGUACACAGGCCAGACCGUUCGCUGAUCUGCCUCCGGAAUGCUGGUUCAAAGGGGUGCACCACCAUGCCUGGCUUAUGAUAGAAUUUUGAUAUAGAAUCCAAACUGCUAAGUAGUUCAGCCGCCAGUUUCUCUGAACACAGAAAUACACCUAAGACAUGCACUUUUUUUUUAAAAGAUUUAUUUAUUAUAUAAGUACACUGUAGCUGUCUUCAGACACACCAGAAGAGGGCAUCAGAUCCUAUUACAAGUGUUUGUGAGCCACCAUGUGGUUGCUGGGAAUUGAACUCAGGACUCUGGAAGAGCAGUCAGUGCUCUUAACUUUGAGCCAUAUCUCCAGCCCUUUUUUUUUUUUUUUUUAGCUUGAGAGAUUUUUACAAAUUGUGUUUAGUUUGGAAGCAGAUGGGGCAUAUGUGCGCUAAAGAGAACAGCUUGGAAUCAAUCUCUUUCCGCCAUGUGGGUCCUCGGAAUUGAACCCGGGUCAUCAGGCUUAGCAGCUGCACCUUUCCUGGCUGCACCGGUGGCUUUGUCUCAGCUGGAAUCUAUUGAACUUCCCUAAAUGAGUUUCAGCUUGACUUAGACAUGUUAACAUCUGUUAGCAUCUGUGCACCUCAUAGCACAUACGUAUUUCAAAUACCAAGGAUGAAGAGGGUGGGGAAAAGAAGGCGAGAGAACAGUCUUGGACAAGAUGGAGGGUGGGUAGGGUUGUUCCAAGAACGGUAAUUCUAAUUUUCUGGAAUUUCCUGGCCCAGUGAUUUCUCCCUUCCCCUCUCCCUUGAGACUUCUCCCUCACUUUGCAGUUCUGGGGAUAUACCUAACCCUCCCUUCCCUGGCAAACCACAGCCCUUGAAUGGAGGACUGGGGACGAUAUCUGAGAGUCAGUUCUUUAUUUCUAGUCACAUGAGUCCUGGAGAAUCAACUUAGGCCAACAGGCUUGAUGGCAAACACUGACCGGCCAGCUGAGCCAGCUUGCCCUGCCGGCCCAUGUGUCUGUUUAUUUGAACCGUUAUGUGAUGCCUUUAAACUAUCGUAUGUCACAGAUAUGAUUGUAUGUCUGGCUGUUCCUAAUCAGUAAAGAGCCACUCUUACUCUUUAGCCACUCUGUAUCUUAAUAGAGGGGAGGAACAAGCAAAACAACACAACAUUGUCUUUAUCCCUUGGUUGUGGGUAGAGGUUCUACUAUGAAGCCAAGGCAGUUUAAAAACUGCCACGGAGGGCAGUGGACUAGAUAGGAGGCAGAGGGAUGCUUCCGGUGGUCUUUAAAAAGAACUGCAUGGACGUGUGCCAGCCACCGGGCCUGUGACUCCCGUGCUUCAAGUUGAGGCAGGCAGGCUAGGUAUCUGAGAGAAUAAACUUAAACAGGGCCAUAUGGCCCGGUUGGCCACAUCUUCAUCUCUUCAGCUGCCUCCUGCAGGGCAUGGUGACAUCUCACUGGCAAGGCCCCGGGAGCCACCCUUCUUCCUCUGCCUCUUGUGUUGUCCUGGUAUCUGUCCCAGUGUCUGCUUCAGAGUAAAGAUUUGAAAGGUUGAGACUCAGGGCUUGAAUUCCACUGUCAUCAUUUCAUAUUCUGUCAAGAGGCAAAUGCUUGUUUCCAAUGUAGCCAGCUUAUCACCACCACUACCAUCACCACUACCACCAUCACCACCACCAUCACCAUCAUCACCAUAACCACCACCACCACCAUCACCACCAUCACAUCACCAUCAUCACCAUAAUCACCAUAACCACCUCCACCAUCAUCACCAUAACCACCUCCACCAUCACCACCACCACCAUCACCACCACCUUCACCACCAUCACAUCACCAUCAUCACCACCACCUCCACCAUCACCACCACCAUCACCACCACUACCACCUCCACAACCUCCACCACCUCCACCACCACCAUCACCACCACCAUCACCACCAUCACCACCUCCACCACCACCAUCACCACCACCUCCACAACCAUCACCACCAUCACCAUCACCAUCACCACUACCUCUACCAUCAUCACCAGUACUACCACUACCACCACCACCACCACCACCACCACCACCACCACCACCACCACAGCGCUUACCCUAGAGCUUUAAAGGAGCCUUGGAUCACUUGCUACUCUAACCUGUCUGAGCAGCUCUUCUGGGUCAGGGGCUGCUGUCUUUGGAUCUGGGUCUGCCUGAAGGAAGGCCAGGUUUACACACCAAGCCUUCUUCCGGGUUCUCAUGGCUCUUAACUCCAGAAACUUCCAGCCUCACUACAAAUUGGUCUUGGGAUCAGACUAGGUGGUGUGUGCCUAGUGGAUCUCUGGUCAAGGUCAGCUAGUCUACGUUGUGAUUUCCAAGCCAGCCAGGGUCACACAGUGUGAUCUUGUCACACAAAUAUAGAACUAAAGUAAGUGUGCUUGCGAAGAAAUUCACACUGAGCUGCAAAACUUAUUGAGGCUGAUUGGAUGUUUGUAAGAGCUAACAUUCAUCUCCUGGGACAACAUGCUCAACAUUGCAUGUAUCACAUCAUGUAUGUAGUGUUCUGUCAUUGUAACAAUACCUCAGAUAAACAAAAAGAAACUGGGCUGCCGAGAGCCUCAGGGAGUAAAGGCUUUUGCUGCCAAGUCUGACCGGAGUUCAGUCCCACACAAUGAAAGGAGAGACUCAACUCUCACAAGUUAUCCUCUGAUCACAUGUGUACUGUGGCAUGUACAUGCACCCAACACACACAUGCACACACGCACACACACAUACAUACACACACACACACGCACGCAUGCAUGCACGCAUGCACGCAUGCACGUACGCACGCACACACGCACACACGAAGUGCAAAAAUAUUUUAAGAGAGAAAUAGGGCUUCAGGGAUAGCUUAGUGGUUCAGGUACUUGCCAGAUGAAGACCUGAGUUUGUAACUUGUAUAAAUGCCAAGUGGACAUGGUGGCCUCCUGUAAUUCUAGAUUUAAGACAGAGAUGGGCAUCUCCAGAGCAAGCUGGCUAGCCAGACUACCCACAUCGCUAGAUCUGGUGUGUCUGAGAAAAGUCAACCUUGGGCCUUCAUGUUCAUGUACUCAUACGUGAAUGAAAACAAAUUGAAAGAGACAAAAGUUUAUUUUGGUUCAUGUCUUAGUCAGGGUUUCUAUUCCUACACAAACAUCAUGACCAAGAAGCAAGUUGGGGAGGAAAGGGUUUAUUCAGCUUACAUUUCCACAUUGCUGUUUGUCACCAAAGGAAGUCAGGACUGGAACUCACACAGGGCAGGAAGCAGGAGCUGAUGCAGAGGCCAUGGAGGGAUGUUCCUUACUGGCUUGCUUCCCCUGGCUUGCUCAGCUUGCUUUCUUAUAGAACCCAAGGCCACCAGCCCAGGGAUGGCACCACUCACAAUGGGUCCUCCCCCUUCAUCACUAAUUGAGAAAAUGCCUUAUAGCUGGAUCUCAUGAAGGCAUUUCCUCGAUGGAGGCUCCUUUUUUUGUGAUAACUCUAGCUUGGGUCAGGUUGACACACAGAACCAGCCAGUACAGGUCAGUUCAGAAGUGCCAGUCCUUGAUGGAUUCACCUUGUUCCUCUGGCCUGCACAGAUACAACACAAUCCUGGUAGGGAAUGUGUGAAGGAGUAAAACCACUUCACAACCAGGAGGCAAAGAGUGGAUGAGAAAGGCGGGGGCGGGGUCCCAUGAUUGCACUUAAAGACACACCCUCUGCUACAGGUUCUCCCAUGGGGCCUACCUUCCAAUAGCUCAGGGCCUCCAAGUGCCUCUAACACAGUGGUGUGGGGACAUUCGAUCCCUAGAAGCAUUACUCAGCCCCCACACGAGAAAGCAGGGGCUCCAGAGCUUGUUCAAGGUCACAUAGUCAAGGCAAAGUUGAAGGCCACCCUUUAAAACUAACCGCAACGUUUGUGAGCAAGAGUUCUAAAGGUAAAUGUGCUAUGUGUGUGAAUGGAAACACACAGCAUACUAUUUAACAUUUGAAUGUUCUGUGCACAUGCAUGAUGCUGUAUGGCCACCAAUGAAGGGUAUCCACAGAUCAGUCACUCCCCAGGUCCCACAUCCAGCAUUUGGCAAACUUCUCAACUGUUUAUUCUCCAGGCUUGUCCGGUGGCUUUUUGUGUCUGGCUUCUUUCACUUAGUAAAGAGCCAAGGUCCACCCAUGUUGAAGAAUGUCAACACUCCACUCCUCUUCGAGGCUGAGUAAUAGUGUGUCGAACGGAGAAUCUAUAUUUUGCUCAUCUGCCUAUCAAUUAGUAAACGGAGGUGUGUCCUUCCACGGCACGAUAGCAGUAGCCUUGUCUAUAAGGAAUAGGACAAGGAGUAAGACUUCAUCAAACCAGCUGGGAGAGCCUGGAGUAGGGGUCCAAGUGACAAUAAUUUGGAAAUUCUCAGUCUGGCUAUGUGGCUGUAGCAAUAGGCAGAGUCAUGAGGACAGAUGUAAAUGAAUUUCUAAAGCUCUCCCCCACAGCAGGGCUGUUAGGACAGAAGGGCUUGGAUGGGCUCUUGGAAUUUAAGGACCUCUGUUCCUUACGCCUGGCCCUAUACUGUGCAUUUCACUGAACACAGUGUGGAAAAGUGGGAAGCAGACCCCAGGGUCCUUAAGAGAGUAAGUGGUCCCUCGAAAAAACAAAACUGACCAGAAAAACAAUGUGGCCCCUGACUCACUAACCCUCAUUGCCUCAGCUCACCUGUUGUCUAAAGUGGUUGUCCUCCUUUAUCAUACUCUACACACACACACACACACACACACACACACACACACGCGCGCGCGCACACACAUGCAUACACAUACAUACACACACGUGGGCACAUACAUGCAUACACACACACAUUCACACACACAUUCUCACACACACACAGGCACACACAUGCAUACCCACACACACACACACUCACACACACGCACAUGUCAGCAUGCAUGCACGCACUCCUAUAUACAAUUUCCCAUGAUGUAGUGAAAACAAAUCAGUCUAGUUUGAAAACAUUUGACUAGCCCAAGGUUCCCUCAAGAGGCAAAGUCAUGUGGUGAUUUAAAACAAGAAUUUUGGAAGAUCAGCAAGACCUGGAUUUGAACAUCAUCGUUUGUGGGUGCAGGUGAUUCACCUUUAGUGUCUUUGCCCUGUGAACCAGUGCACAUCUGUGGAUCUUCCACUGAUAUGUGAAAUGUCACACGCAGUACAUCGAGAGUAAGCAAUAUUCUCAAUUAGCAGAGGCCAGAGCUGUCCUGAAAGGUUAUCAGCAUCAACAUGUAGUGAGGUUUCCUGGACGAAUCAAGAACAGUAUCCAGGCUGUCCCAUAACAUGAAACCAUAAACUCGGAUGUUUCCAGGCUCCCCACCUCCUGGAAUUCCCACAGGCUUUGAAUCUCUUCAGUCUGGGCUAGAAGAAGAAAGUACUCAUAUACAAUGUUCCCAUCUGACACCUCUUCAUGUUGGUACACACCUGGUCCUGUCCUGGAGAGUGGCUGGGGAUGGGACAAAGGGGGAUGUGCCAGUGACAGGUCACAAAGGGAGAAGGGGAUAAAUAUGGCUGUCAGGGGCUUCAGGCUCUAGUGUCACUUCUCCUAGUAGGGCUGCAGUUUGUAGACUCUCAGGGAGUUUUCAAAAAAAAAUCACAGGUGGAGGUCGAAGGGGUUUUAGACCCUGGAGAGAACCUCCCUGGAGUCUACCCUGCAUCUUUGGAGAGGUUGGACUUGGGUCCAGGCACCCAACAGCACCCCUUGCCAAUCAUCUGUGCUCCCACCCCCAGCCCAGGCCUCUUGGAGGCUCUGAGGCAAACUGGGGGCUUGUGGGGUGGGGUUGAGAAGACCUGCUGUACGUGCCACCUCUGUGACCCAGGAGCACUGCAGCUCCCCUCAUCUGCGGAGACCAAGAAAGACACAGAAACCCACCUUGCCAGCGAACCUUUCUUGACAAAAAAAUGGACAGGAAGAGUGAGUCUCUGUUACCGUAUUAUACAGCCCAGAACGGUUCUGGGGUUGGCAUGUUCAACACCACCAUGGGGAAAUUACAGCGGCAGCUACACAAAGGAGAGUAUGACAUAUUCAAGUACGCACCAAUUUUCGAGAGUGACUUCAUCCAGAUCACCAAACGUGGUGAGGUGAUUGACGUCCACAACCGGGUCCGAAUGGUGACUGUAGGCAUUGCAUGCACCAGUCCCAUCCUUCCACUCCCCGACGUCAUGCUACUGGCCCGACCAGCACCGUGCGAAGAUGUUUCUGGCCGUGGUCUGUCCAGCAACAAGGGCAAAAAACGCAAGACCUUGGAGCUCACUAGGCUCCUCCCUUUGAAGUUUGUAAAGAUUUCCAUUCACAAACGUGAUAAACAGCAGCUACGCCUCAAGUUCGCUACUGGCCGUUCUUGCUACCUGCAGUUGUGUCCCCCUCCCGAAAGCAAGGACGAUCUCUUUUACUACUGGGAAAAACUGAUUUACCUCCUGAGACCACCCGUGGACAGUAACAGCAGCACCUACGCCAUCCCUGCAGGGGACAUGAUGAGCAUGCCUCUUCUGGAUGAAGAACAUAAGAUAACUCAAAAAGCAGACACCCAAGGGAAAAAGGAGCCAGACCAGGUCAGUGUCAAAAGCCUCACUGUCGCCACAGAGAUGAGUGAGAUCAGCUCUUCUGCUUUUGCUGGUGGGGAGGGAAUCCAUCAUGACUCUCACAUAGCCACUGUUGUGUCCAGGGUACCCACACCCAAAAUGAACUCAAAAGUCCUUUCCAGAGAGUCAGUAACAGGGGCGAUAGUGGGUGACCUAGUGGGCACUUUCAGCUUGCCAGCAAACAGAUCCAUAGGCUCUGGACAUAAAAACAAACCCACAGCAGGGGAGACCGUCAUGGGAGCAAGAGGAAGUAAAAGCUAUUUGACCAUCACAAGUGCUGGCAAGAUGUCACCAAAGAGCAUGAAGAUGGCCUUGUCAGGGGUGGCAAGCAAGUCCUUGGAGUAUAUUCCCAAUUCAUCCUCCAGCCUCUCCCGAAAAGAGAUCAUGACCAUAACAAAUUCAAGAAUAGAGACUACUGGAAAGCCUGCUGGGGAAACAGCAAACGAGCCAGUCCCAGUCAUCCUUUCCUUGACCGUGCCAAGCGAAAGCCACUCGAGUGAAGACAGCAGUCAUCGGAAAGCCUACACAGCCAAAGUGCGUAAGGAAAGGAGAACAAGAAGGGACCAGAGAGCAAAGGAAAGAGUUAGCAGCAGGGGUGAGCAUCACCACAGGACAGGAGAAAGUCGCAAGACAGCAGGGGACAAGGAGUUUCGAAAAUCAGUCGGCCACAGAGGCGGCAGCAAUGACAAGAAGGACAAAGGGAGCAAGCGCAGCAGGUCACACAAAGGGGUCAGCCACAUCCCCAUCACGAAGGAGUCCCGGAGCUCCCACAAACUGGGCCGGACCCUCUCCACUGCCAGCUCUGUCUCUACGAACAAGAGGAUGGGCAGAAUCAGCUUGUUCCUGAGAAACAUCAGAGCCAACCUGGCCGCAAAAGGCCUGGCACCACAGCGUGGCCAAGACAUAGACAUCAUAUCCAAGACAUUGGAGAAAACCGAUGUGAACGCCGUCAUGGAGACAGAGGAUGGCCAGGGCCUGGAAAUCAUUGAUUCCGUGACAUCCGAGGUCAUGGAGACAGUGACCUUUGAAGCUCAUUAAAGUACAACUCAGAGCCCAAAACGGCAAAGAGGAGCCCCUGGAGUCCACUCCAGCUUCCUCAGUGCAGUUUAAAUAAAGAACCAUUCUGCCUGGAAA
Rattus norvegicus (Norway rat) is the source of this 10138-nucleotide messenger RNA. RefSeq names its product activating transcription factor 3 (gene Atf3). NCBI's taxonomy places the organism in Eukaryota, Metazoa, Chordata, Mammalia, Rodentia, Muridae. Gene Ontology annotation, molecular function: transcription cis-regulatory region binding; RNA polymerase II cis-regulatory region sequence-specific DNA binding; DNA binding. Gene Ontology annotation, cellular component: CHOP-ATF3 complex; nucleolus; nucleus. The record is from RefSeq and is a predicted model, not a curated record. Gene Ontology annotation, biological process: endoplasmic reticulum unfolded protein response; positive regulation of transcription by RNA polymerase II; positive regulation of TRAIL-activated apoptotic signaling pathway.